AUGAAGGAAAAGAACGUUAAGCAUCGUGACCUUAAACCAGACAACAUUAUUAUUGAUGGCGAUUUUAUUCCUCAUAUCAUUGAUUGGGAUGAUUCUACCGACAGAUAUUCUUUGUCAAUAUCAACAAGUCAUGGUACAGUUCCUUUUACAGCUCCAGAGAUAUACAAAACCAUAAGAAAGUGCGCAUCGGAUGUUUUUUCAUUUGGUGGAGUAAUGUUCAACGUAAUUACAGGAAACUACCCAUUUGAGAAGGCAUUUACUACUGAAGAAGGUCUCAAAUAUUUUAUUGAAUUCUACAAAGAGAAUAUUACUUCAAAAACCCGCGAUGCAUAUAAAAGUCUUAAAGAUUAUGAGGAAAUCCAGGAAAUGGAUGGUGCUAGUAAAGAAGAAAUAGAAGAACAAAGGAGAAUCGCCGCUGAAUAUGUCAAACCUAUUAUUAAAGAAAUGAUUCAAGGCGGAUUGAGAGAUGAUGAAAUUCUAGUCGAUGAAAAAUUCACAAAAGAUGGUUUCAACAAGGAAAUUGCAGGCUUAAUUUUUGAAUGUUGGAAAGGAGAAUACAAAGAAAGAAUCAAACCAGUUGAUCUUGAGAAACGUAUGGAGGACAUCGCAAAAACAUACCUUAAUGAUUCCGAAUAUAAACAGUACGAAGCCUAUAAAAAGAAAUUAUCAUCAAUUUGUGAUAAAACUUAUGAAGAAGUGAAAUACGGAACAGAAGAAAUGAUUAUGAAGGCAAAGGAAUGUGGAUUUUACGUGAAUGAUUCUUCAUUAAAGGAAAUUAUCAAAACAAUUGAUCCUGAUUUCAAUCCAGAUGAAUCAGUAUUCCAAGCAUUCAUUGAUUCUAUUACAACUUAUGAUUAA
Messenger RNA from Trichomonas vaginalis G3, 858 nucleotides. RefSeq names its product protein serine/threonine kinase protein. The coding region runs from base 1 to 858 and encodes 285 amino acids. The transcript has a single exon. Gene Ontology annotation, cellular component: cytoplasm. Gene Ontology annotation, molecular function: ATP binding; protein kinase activity. Lineage: Eukaryota; Parabasalia; Trichomonadida; Trichomonadidae. Gene Ontology annotation, biological process: signal transduction; protein phosphorylation. The record is from RefSeq and is a predicted model, not a curated record.